UCGAGUUAUUUCGAAUUGAGUGACUUCGACCAUUGCCAUUCGAUUAUCACUGUCAGUUAUUUGGCGUUGCAGAUUAUAAAUGCUGAGCCACUGUAGAGGUGCUUGCCGUUCGCUCUCACGAGCAACCAUGAUCCCUGUUGUGCUACUCCUAGCGUUUGGCUUUGUGAGUGCGAUUUCCGAAAUUGAUAUUGACUGCUUGAGGGGAAGAUAUAAUAACGCCUGGGAGGCAAUCGAAGGACCUAGCUAUGGCGUCUUUUUCCUCCGGAGGACAACGCGAAAUGAACCCAAUGAAUGUCCCUUCGUUAGAGUACCAACUGGAAGAAACAAAUCAUCAUACUCUAAGACUGCUACCCUUGCUUAUGGGUACAUCAAGAAAGGAAAGACCGAGGAAACCGUGAAACAGGCACAAGCUAGAGGAGCAUACAUUCUCCUUAAUAAAGAAGCGGCCAAUACAAGCGUGGAAUACUCUGACCCAUCCAUCUGUUACGUUACCAGAGUUCUAGACUGCUCAGGCAGCCGUCCCGGAUUUCACUUCGAACUGUGGCGCCACAGUCAUGCGAGUCACACCUCAGCAUGCUGCUCGCAAGUGUUUAGGAAUCGAACGCAGGGGAAGAAGACCAGGUUCGUAAAGUACGAGGACUACUGUCCGGGCGUCGUCGGAGCACGAAAGAAAAAUGAAUGAAAUAAAAUAACAGAAAUAAAUUUUGGGAAUAAUGUA
Ornithodoros turicata is the source of this 718-nucleotide messenger RNA. Its product is annotated as allergen Arg r 1-like. The coding region runs from base 80 to 682 and encodes 200 amino acids. NCBI's taxonomy places the organism in Eukaryota, Metazoa, Arthropoda, Arachnida, Ixodida, Argasidae. Gene Ontology annotation, molecular function: amine binding. Gene Ontology annotation, biological process: symbiont-mediated perturbation of host defenses. The record is from RefSeq and is a predicted model, not a curated record. The transcript is spliced from 5 exons.